Messenger RNA from Papilio polytes (common Mormon), 1401 nucleotides. RefSeq names its product elongator complex protein 4 (gene Elp4). The record is from RefSeq and is a predicted model, not a curated record. Gene Ontology annotation, biological process: tRNA wobble uridine modification. The transcript has 7 exons. Bases 250 to 1368 code for a protein of 372 amino acids. Lineage: Eukaryota; Metazoa; Arthropoda; Insecta; Lepidoptera; Papilionidae. Gene Ontology annotation, cellular component: transcription elongation factor complex; elongator holoenzyme complex; cytoplasm.
AACAUGAAAAAUUUAUUUUAAAGUAUGUUAUUUUAUUUUGUGUGAAUAGUUAAUAAUUAAUCACAUAAGCCAUAAGCAGAACACUUAUAUUUACAUAAUCAAUUACAGCAUCUUCUGUUUGACAGUUAAAAAACAAAAUAUUGUUACAGUUUAGUCCAAUUUAGUAUAUUUUUAUAACCUAACAAAGUUUGAACUCGACUGACUCUUUUAUUGCUUAAUUUUCAUACACAUUACUUCUAAGAUAUAAAAAUGUCAAGUUUUCAUAAGAAAUCAGAUUCACAAUACAGUAUCAAAGGAACCAAACUAAAAAAUAACUUGCCUUUUGUAUCAUCUGGUAUUCCAUCGCUGGAUCACAUAAUUGGUGGUGGUCUACCUUCAGGAGCUAUUUUUGCUGUUGAGGAAGACAUUUUAGGCAGUUACAGUAGAGUUCUAACAAAGUACUUCCUAGCUGAAGGUGUCACCUCGGAACAUGCACUGUUUAUAGCUUCAGCUGAUGAAGAUCCUAGUAUUAUCGUGAAUGAAUUGCCACAGCCUUGCACAGAUUUACCAAAAGAAGUAACACCAAAAGAUGGCAAUGUUGAAAUGAAAAUAGCUUGGAGAUAUGAGGGUUUGGGUCAAGUUGAAUCUUCGUUUGGCAGUAAUACCUCAUUUGGACAUCAUUUUGAUUUAAGCAAACAUAUGGAUAAAGAAACUGUACAAAAAAGUAGUAUCACUUAUUGUUUUUUAAAUGAAGAUGAAUAUGGACACAAAGAUAAAGUAAAAGGCUUCAAGAAUUAUAUGUUUUUUAAACUGUUAACGGAAAUCAAAGAACUUGUAUCAAAAGAAGAGUUUCAAACAAGUAGUAAGAGUAAAAAUAUUUUACGUAUAAGUAUACAGUCACUUGGCUCUCCGAUCUGGUUGGCUGCAGAUUGUGACGAGGAAACUGCAAACAGUGAUUAUGGACAGGAUUUGAUUAAAUUUUUAUAUACUCUUAGAGUAAUUUUAAGAGAUACUUUAGCAGUUGCGUUUAUUACUAUACCAUCACAUUUAUUUGAUGAUGAGCAUUUAAUGCCCAGACUUCUAUAUUCCAUAGACAAUGCAGUCAGGAUAGAGUCAUUUGCAGGCUCCAGUCGUGAAACAAACCCUGUUUACAGUGACUACCAUGGUUUGUUCCAUGUCACCAAGCUGUCAGCUAUUUACUCCCUCGUGCCUUAUGUACCACCUAGUCUGGAUCUAGCAUUUAAACUGCGCAGGAAGAAAUUUGUUAUAGAAAAGUUACAUUUGCCACCAGAGCUUCAAGAAUCCAGUGAAAGAGAACAAGAUGACAUCACAGCAGUGCCCAAAGCAGUUGGCUGCGGAGGAUUUAAGAAAAAGGAUAUUGAUUUUUAAAAAUUUAUUGAAAAAUAUAUUUUUUUAAAACUA